AUGUUCGAUAACAUGUAUUCAUGUCUUCUUCUUUUUACGGAUGUUGAUAAGACCGAUGCGAGGUCGAAACCGCAGUCCACUCCAGUCCACUGUCGCUGUUCGAAUCUUUCUGAGGGUGUUGAUAAGACCAAUUCGAGGUCGAAACUGCAGUCCACUGUCGCGGUUCGAAUCCCGCUGAGGGUGUUAACUGCAGUCCACCUCGGCCGUCGCGGUUCGAAUCCCGCUGAGGGUGUUGAUAAGACCAAUGCGAGGUCGAAACUGCAGACCACUGGUGCCUAG
Molecule: messenger RNA, 279 nt
Organism: Protopolystoma xenopodis
Lineage: Eukaryota; Metazoa; Platyhelminthes; Monogenea; Polystomatidea; Polystomatidae
Source: the annotation of a GenBank genome assembly